Messenger RNA from Pseudozyma hubeiensis SY62, 552 nucleotides. RefSeq lists its product as hypothetical. Lineage: Eukaryota; Fungi; Basidiomycota; Ustilaginomycetes; Ustilaginales; Ustilaginaceae. Bases 1 to 552 code for a protein of 183 amino acids. The transcript has a single exon. The record is from RefSeq and is a predicted model, not a curated record.
AUGCUCACAUUCUGCUUGUUUUUGCUGGCUACUCUAGCGGUCCUGACAGCUACUGCACAGGCGCUGUACUCUCAAGGCGCGGACCUCUGGGAAGUUCUCAAGAGCUCUUCCAAGUGUUUGAAAGGCUUCGUGUCGCACCAGGACGACUACACCAGCUGCAGCGAGCUGACGAUGGUCGAAGAUGUUUCUUUUACCUGGAAUCCGGAUUCCGACAUGACAAUCCUGUUGGUAGGGGACCGUCUGACCUUGUCAAAUGGUUCGAAAAACACUGGCGACGCUGAGGCACCCAGUCUUCUCACCGAGCGCGCACAGAAUAUUUGUGGCAACGAAGGCCGCCAGCAGCGCGACAUAGGCGACUGUCGAGCUCGCCAGAGCAUCAAAUGGCCGAUGAGCGCUCACAAUUGCCUUAACGCCGGUGGCAAGUACUACAGCUGUAUCACUUUCACAUGGACACCCAAUUCGCCCAAGAAUCCACCUAUCAGGGUCCCCCACUACCACUGCGAGAGGAUUCAGAAUUGGAUCAGUGGCGAGAAAGGGGAGUGUUUUGCUUGA